CCCACACUCCUGACCCUGGUGGUUUUCUGAAUAUUCUGGCCAGGAAUUGCCAAUUCUCCUUCAGGAGCUGGGCACAGCAGAAGACUCAAACCGAGAUUCUUCUUUCUGGACUUUUUUUGGACACCUUCAUAAUGUUGGUGGUAUCGUGCUUGGGACUGGAAGUAUCUCAGGCGCACCCAGGUAAGCAAUAGGACACAGCGAGGAACAGGCCCCAUCCCACAGGGUCCAAUGGCACUCUCCCCCGCCUCUCUGUAUCCCCCGAACUCACUGUACUCAGGACUCCCUCUCAUUGUCUCUGCUCAAACCCCACAGGGCCUCCCUAUUCAGACUGGGCCUGUUCUCACCUCUGGCCUUUGCACUGGCUCAUCCUCUUACCUCAUCAAAACCUUUGCUCAACAUCCCCUUCUCGGGGCAGUUGACGGGGACCAUCCUGUUAAAAUUGGACCCCAUCUUGCUCCCACUUCUCCUGAGUCCCCCUUCCUUUUUCAAUUUUCUUCUUCUUCUGACAUGUUUUACCAUCAAAUAGAUAAUCCACUCUCUCCCCAAGUUUAUGGUCGACCUCUCCCACUGGAAUGGGAGCUUAAGAAAACAUCCACCUUUGUAUGUUUUAUUUCCUGAUGUAUGUCAAGUUUGUGGAACGGGUAUUCAGUUAGUACUUGUUGAAUGAAGAAAAAGAAACAGAGUCCAGAGUGAGGCAGGCCCUUCCAGAGCAUUGGUUUUGAGGUCUAGUUUCUGUUUUGCUUCUCUUGUUCUGCCUGCCCACCAUGGAGGGGCCCUCUCAGCUUCCGGCACACCCAGCUCCCCUUCCUGCUAGUUAGGGUUAGUGUGUGUGUCUGUGGCCACAAGAGUAAAAGGCUGGGGCAAGUUGGUUCUGCAGAAAAUCGGUUGAUGGGGUGUCUCCCCAGCCCACCCCGGGACUUGCUUCAGCCUUGCAGCUCUGUCCUCCGGGUGCAGGAACAAGGGCCUCUUCUCAGACUGGUGCUCCCUGGGCAGGUCCUGCUCCCUCUAUCCAUUCUUAUGCUCCCCACGUAGAGUGCGAUUCUGUCCUCCAUGUCCUCCUGCUAUGAGGUGUGUGUGUGUGCGUGGGUGCGUGAGAGAAAGAAUGAGUGAGCCAGCAGAAGGACCCUCCCCAUUCUCUCUCGUUCUGUGUGGCUCUUUUCUUAUGCCCCCUCCCCAAGCCUCUUCUCCCAAGAGGGAGUUCUGGAAGACCAUUCCUUGUUCUUGUCUUUGUACACAGAGAUUCUCUGUAACGAGAGCUUCACUCCGAGGACUGGAUUGCUCGAGGCUUAGGCAUCAUGAGAGUCGGGACUGCAGGGAGGGGCUUUCCCCCUGGGUCCCUUUUUCAUCCUGCCCCUCCGGGGUGUGACAUCGGGCUGAGCUGCUCUGGCUCAAAGCUUGGUUUGGCAGAGGAUCUCAGGAACUGGGCGAUCUCUCUCGGACUCAGUAGCUCUCCUGGCACCCCCACUUCUAUUCUCUCUGCCAUGUCCUGUCAUCUUCCUGGCCCCACCUCAGGUCCCACCUCCUUUGUGAUGCUCCACCUGCCACGAGCGGCCUCCCUCAGAAAGCCAAGAACAUUCCCUUCACCUGACUGGUCGUCUUUCCUUCUUUUGCCUGGAUCUUUCCUGCCUCGGUCUGGUGUCCCCAGGAGACCAGGUUCUUCAAGGGCAAGUUCUGUCCAGCUCUAGUGUGCUUGGCAUCUAGAUUGGGGCCUUGUUCUGGUGGGACCUAAGCACUUGCCCGUGAGUGAAGGCACCUCCUUGGGGACAGCUCCUGGGCAUGGCACACAGUGGAGGGGUCAAUCAGUAUUUGUGGACUAGAUGAAGACACUCUCCAGAUACUGGCCCUUCCUUCCUGUGUCUAGUCUUUUCAACUGCAACAAUGUUUCCUGCGGACCUAGUAUGUGUUGGUGGCCGUGAAGGCUAUGGAAGUUGAUAAGGCAUGCUUUCUGCACCAAGGGGCUGUACCAGCCCCAGUGACUCGACUCUGAGAAUGCAGGAAAUGCAGUAACAGGAAAGGCUGGAAGGGUUCACUCCACACGGGCUCACCCUGGAAAGAUCAGCCAGGCAUCCUCAUGGCCUCAUGGAGGGAAACGUGUAAUCUGCUGGGAGGAUGGGUCCAUUGACUUUAUGGGACACGGGACCCUUGGCGUCUCAGGAAUGUGUAUCUGCCCAAGCCCCCACUUGCCCAUGGGGGAUAAUGACGGCAGUGGACUCACAGGGUAGGAGGGGAAUUAGGGGCUGAAGAGCCAUGUCUAGGCCUGUGGGGUGGAAAAGGCAGCAAGGGGCAGGUUUACUGUGACACGGGGUCUCCUCCACAUGCUUAUUAAAGGAAACAAGUUUCAGCUUUCCUUCUUGGUCUGCCUAGCGGGAGAUUCCCACGCUUAUAAAUGGCAUUAAUAACUUUCUCCCGCCUUUUAUGUUGUUGGGAGGCCUGUCAUCCACCCCAUAAAAGGCAGGGGCAUUGACAGGUCUCUAGCGUGAGACCUGAGCGCUUCCAUCCUCUCUGCCUUCCCUGCACUGCCCUGCACGGCGGAGGCAUGGCGAGCCGUUCCUACCGUCUCGGCUCCGGCUCUGGGGUCAGGAACUUCAGCUCCUGUUCUGCGGUCGUGUCCAAGCCCUCAGCCCGUAGCUGUGUGGGUGUCCUGGCCUCCCUCAGGGGCAGUCCCGGGGGGCCCAGCUACAGGCGCCUGGGGGGCUUCAGCAGCCGGAGCCUGUGUGCCAUGGGGUCCCCGAGGACAGCGGUGAGCUGUGGAUGGCCCCUGCGCAGCGGGAGCAGCUUGGGCUACCGGGUGGGGGGCCUCUUCGGGCCCAGCCUGCCCUGCAUCACCAGCGUGUCUGUCAACGAGAGCCUCCUCACGCCUCUCAACCUGGAGAUCGACCCCAACGCACAGUGCGUGAAGCACGAGGAGAAGGAGCAGAUCAAGAAUCUUAACAACAAGUUCGCUGCCUUCAUCGACAAGGUGCGCUUCCUGGAGCAGCAGAACAAGCUGCUGGAGACCAAGUGGCAGUUCUACCAGGACCGCAAGUGUUGUGAGAGCAACCUGGAGCCCCUGUUCGAGGGCUACAUUGAGACUCUGAGGCGGGAGGCUGAGUGCAUGGAGGCCGACAGCGGGAGGCUGGCCUCGGAGCUCAACCACGUGCAGGAGGUGAUGGAGGGCUACAAGAAGAAGUAUGAAGAGGAGGUGGCUCUCAGGACCACAGCCGAGAAUGAGUUUGUGGUGCUGAAGAAGGACAUAGACUGUGCCUACCUGCGCAAGGCUGACCUGGAGGCCAACGUGGAGGCGCUGAGAGAGGAGAUGGGUUUCUUGCAGGCCCUCUAUGAGGAGGAAAUCUACCUUCUUCAGUCACAAAUCUCGGACACCUCGGUGGUGGUCAAGAUGGACAACAGCCGGGAGCUCAACAUGGACUCAGUUGUGGCCGAGAUCAAGGCUCAGUAUGACGAUGUUGCCAGCCGCAGCCGGGCCGAGGCUGAGUCCUGGUACCAAACCAAGUGUGAGGAGAUGAAAGCCACCGUGAGCCAGCAGGGCGAGAACCUCCGCAGAACCAAGGAUGAGCUCAACGAGCUGAACCGCCUGAUGCAGAGGCUCACAGCGGAGGUGGAGAAUGCCAAGCAGCAGCGCUGCAAGCUCGAGGGCUCUGUGGUGGAGGCAGAGCAGCAGGGCGAGGCGGCCCUCAGGGAUGCCAAGUGCAAGCUGGUAGGGCUGGAGGAGGCCCUGCAGAAGGCCAAGCAGGACAUGGCCUGCCUGCUCAAGGAGUACCAGGAAGUGAUGAACUCCAAGCUGGGCCUGGACGUGGAGAUCGCCACUUACCGCAAGCUGCUGGAGGGCGAGGAGAGCCGCUUGUGUGAAGGCGUGGGCUCUGUCAAUAUCUGUGUGAGCCGUUCCCAGGGCGGCAUGGUCUGUGGGGACCUCAGUGCCACUGUCCCUCGUGGUCCCACCAGCAGUGCCCUCCUCUGUUCCCCUUCUGUAGUGGGGACCUGUUCCAGUGUCAGAUCGGUGCGGUUUGCAUAACAGGCGUAGGUCUGUUGGGCGCAGGGGUGGGGACAGGAGGGAAAAUCUUUGCUCUCUCAGAUCCUAGUGUCAGUGUAGGAGUUUCCCCUGGCUGCAAACCCAGACUAACUCUCCAGUUUCCUCCUUACUGCGGUUAUGACUUACCCUUCAAGGGCAAACCCUGGGGAUGGCAGGACUGCCACCUCCUUUGAGUGUCUCUUGCCGGUGGUCCAGCUUUUUGAUAGAAGCUGCUCAGCCACUUUCUUCCCCAACUAGCUUCAGGUUAGCAGACAUUUACUAAACACUGACCAUGUGCCAGGCCCUCUGGGAAAGGACCUGGGUUAGGGAAUGGGGAUGGGUGGGCAACCUCUGCUUUGCCCUCAGAUAUGGGGUGGGGGGAUGUCACCUCAGCACUUGAGGGCGCAGUGGGGAAAUGGACCAGGGGUCCAGGAGGCCCCUCACUGAUCUGAGAGACUGUGCAUUCCCCAAGUGUCCCUAGGUCUUCAUAUGUCCAGAUAGAAAGGUUGACUGAAGCUCAUGGUUGAGGUGCUUAUGGUGGGUGGUUGGGUUUUGUUUUUUUGUUUGUUUGUUGUUUUUGUUUUUGUUUUAUUUUGUUUUGUUUUGCAUUUGGAUAAUUCCUGUUAUGGCUCCUUUUCUCUUUGGGUGUGUGUGAUUAAAUAUUGAUGACAAAA
Molecule: messenger RNA, 4680 nt
Organism: Mustela lutreola (European mink)
Lineage: Eukaryota; Metazoa; Chordata; Mammalia; Carnivora; Mustelidae
Product: keratin, type II cuticular Hb5-like
Exons: 10
Coding region: 2537-4009 (490 amino acids)
Biological process (GO): intermediate filament organization; keratinization
Cellular component (GO): keratin filament
Molecular function (GO): structural constituent of skin epidermis
Source: RefSeq, a predicted model, not a curated record